Molecule: messenger RNA, 2632 nt
Organism: Colletotrichum scovillei
Lineage: Eukaryota; Fungi; Ascomycota; Sordariomycetes; Glomerellales; Glomerellaceae
Exons: 1
Coding region: 417-2408 (663 amino acids)
Cellular component (GO): site of double-strand break
Source: RefSeq, a predicted model, not a curated record
GCCAACUGCACUGCCCGCCUACCCGCUGCGCUCGCUCGUCAACCAAACUCCAAUUCAACCUCGACCCAUCUACGACAACCUUGAGAGGUGGCUGCUCGAGCUAUCAUUACUACUACUCCAGCCUCCUUUGCGUCGACAUCAAACGUACAAAGAGCGCUUCAAAUGGUCUUGCGACAUUCAACAAUGCCAUUUGCAACUCCGCAUGUUACAACCAAUAUCUCAAUGACAUCGCCAAAGCCUUAAUCGCGAUCCCCGCCAGAACCAGCCCCCAAACGACGACUAGACCCAAACCACCUGGUCCACUACCCACUUAACGUUGCCGAACAUCAAGCGUCACUUACAAUAAAUCCUAGAUCGCUCCGUGAAUCUGGCUCUCGCGACUACCUCGACAGUUUGAAACCUCACUGCCUUCCGCCAUGGACAGAACCAUGGAUCUGAGGGACAUGGACUUUGAGUCUGCCAUCGUGGACGACGAUAAGGACGCCGACGUUCCCGUAAACGCCCUCAAUACUCCACAACGCCUGGGCCGCUCGCCCUUGUCCAAGACGCGCUCCAUGUCUGAUGGAGGAGGAACUCCUUCCAAGCUCACUCCUUCACCGCACAUUGCGGAUGGUCGCCAGGCAUCCAAGGACGAUAACCACAUCAGAGACACGGCCACCACACCCGUAACCCCUCACCGAACCGAAUUUCCCCUCCGUGGUCUCUCGCUGCAGAUGCCCGCGAACCGCGACCCUGCCUCCCCUGCAUCCAACUCGUCCACCGCAUUUACGAAGCCCGCGCCGCUAUCACCGAAGCUCGACCACUCGCAGAUCUAUGCGAGCCCAACAAAUAUCCUACCUCGUCGCUCUCGUGGCCUCGACUUCUCACGCGCUGCCACCAGCCUGCACCACUCAACACUCGCCGAGUCCUCACCCGACUCCUCGCCUACGAUCGGAGGAAGGGGCAUGAAUAUCCCAGGACGCAGGAGCAACGACUACGGACAGGCCGAGCAAACCACCAACUCGUUGUGGUCCAUGAUGGGCAACCACGAGCGCAUGACGGUGUCGAGCUCCCUGGGCAGCGCGAAUCAGAUUGGGUCAGAUUCUUCUUCCGACUCCGACGACGAUGAUCUUAUGGAUGAGGAUAUGGACGAGCCGUACAUUGGUACACCGCAAGCCAACAAGACCGCCGCGCCCUUGGGCACACAUCCCAUGAUGGCGCCCUGGGGAGGCUCUCCGGCAAUGAACAGUCUGAUGAGCUUCCAGCAUAGGCAGCGGCAAAGGAAGCAGCCAAAAAAGAAACACAAACUGCCACUGGGUCUAGGAUUCAGUCCUAGCACAAAUGCCGGUGUCUCAAAGUCGCCGCCAAACAACGUGCCCAAGGACAUGUCGGCACAUUCACGUAGGGAGAGCAUUAGCUGGCAGGCCAACCAGUUACAUAUCUCUGGGAGCGAGGAAGAGCGAGGUGAUAAUAUCGACGGUCUACUCUCGACUCCCAGUCGUGAUGGGCAGCGCCCAACAGUAAUGAGACGGGUGGUUACGCAGCGUAGAAAUCUGCUACCCAAGACGAAGAACUUUGCUCGUAUCAGGGCGGCUUUAUUCGAGGAAGGUGCGCCAGUCGAGACGGAAACCCAAAGAGAGGCCGAAGUCGUCCGUCAAGUGCGAGAGAGUGACGUCGAUCUCGGAGCACCUCGUCAACAGACCGUUCCUCCCGCUACUACCCACUCGUCGCCCAACCUAGGGAACCAAGACCAAUCCCUCGACGACAUACCGGAAAGCAUGAUCACCGACUCGGCCCUCAAUCUCUCGGGCAGCUUUAAGCAACAAGCCUUGAAGAAUUCAAAGGGCACCAAGUUCUGGGAUACCUUCUCCGAGUCUAGCAGUAUCGGCGGUGCUCGCACAACGCCGCCCCCGCCUAACGGGGGACUCCCUCGCGGCUCAUCGUCAGGAAUGAGCGAAGACAUUUGCAUGGACUCCCCGUCACUCGGCCCUACGGCUGGUUUUGCUAUGGCCGCAAGCAGCGGGGAGUCUCAAAAGGGGGAUACUCCUCUCCUCGCCCAAGGCCCGCAACCGGCACCCAGCGCAGCGGAAAUCACACGGCGGAUUAACAGCAAGCGCAGGCGGGAGGACGACUACGACCCCGUCAGCCUCAAGCGCCGGGCAGUAAGCCCAGGCAUGAGCGUGCACAACUCGCCCAUUAUGCAGAGCCCCAUGCAACGCGACGUGGCGCCCUGGGGAUCGCGGCCCGGCAGCAACAGCGGCGAUAGGGGCGGCAGUGGCGCGCCGAGCGAGUCGGGAAGCCUUGGAGGCGGCACGCCCGGUAGCGGCGCCAACGCCAACGGCCGGGUAGUGAACGGGAACAAAGGACGCGUUGGAUUCCAGGGCAUGGUUGAUACCAACGACGGUCUGAUGCGAAUGAGCAUCGAGUGAUUUCUUGAGGCGUGUCUUCGGAAGGGUGGAAUUGGCGCAGUCUGCAUUUCUUGGGCGUUGGGAUAGGACAGUUUGCGUGUGAACAAAAUACCGGCGAGAAAGGGGGGUAUCAAGGCGAACGAAUCUUGGGAGGUUAUGGACAAGGAGCAAGGAGCAAAUUAGUAUAUCCAUAGAGGCCGAGCUUCGGCACCACACACACACAAGCACUCACAAUAGCACACGGG